AUGGCUUCCCCUAGCGUUCCCACCUUUGACGGUGAGGGUCGGGCAGUGGACUUUGAGGUCUGGGUAGAUGAUCUGCAGCUUAUCCUGCAGUGCGAUAGGGCAGAUGGCCUCUCCCAAUUUGACCUCACUUUUGGUGCCUCCCCUGCUCCUGCUGCUGAUGCUGACGCCACUGUUUGCUCACAGUGGGCCACACGUGAUGCUACUGCUCGCCUUGCUGUGCGCCGCCACUUACCGACCACUAAGCGUGCACACUUUAGCCACCGCCUCAUGCUACCGUACCUCUUCCCUGACCUUGCUGCCUUUCUCACAGUCGCUGACCUCAUUACGCACCUCCGCACUAGUGACGCUCGCUACCGCGCUGCGUUUCCUGCUGAGUUCUGUGCCAAGAACCCCCCCCCCAUGUACAUCACCCUCUACUACAUAGUCAUCCGGCUCCAUGAGUCUCUUCGGGUAGUCAGGGACCACUUCCUCUCUGUUUGCCCCACCACUCUCACCGGUGACCUCCUCGAGAAGGCCCUCCUAGCAAAAGAGAAGAGCAUAGUCGCUGUAGGAGCCUCUCGUGGUGACCCUCGCACCCCCGUCUUUGAGGGGUGUUCUCCCUCCCCCCUCUUGCCCUGUGUUGCCUCUGCUGCUGCGGCCGACCUCGUUCGUUUCGAGUCGGUCGGCGCUGCGUCUGCCCCGAGCGGGAGACGCCGCACCGGCAAGGGCAAGGGGGGCAAGGGCACUGGAGGGGCUGGAGGGGGCGGUGGAGGUGGUGGUGGAGGCAGUGGAGGGAGUGGGGGUGGUGGUGGGAGUGGUGCCGGGGGUGGCGGCGGCGGCGGUAGCAAUGGAGGCGGCGGAGGCGGUGGAGGUGGCGCAGGGAGCGGAGGCGGCGGAGGUAGUGGAGGAGGCGGAGAUGGAGGAGGCGGCGGCGGAGGCGGCGGUGGUGGAGCGAGUCGCGACUCUGCGUAG
This is a messenger RNA of Closterium sp. NIES-65, 951 nucleotides long. NCBI's taxonomy places the organism in Eukaryota, Viridiplantae, Streptophyta, Zygnematophyceae, Desmidiales, Closteriaceae. The record is from the annotation of a GenBank genome assembly.